Molecule: messenger RNA, 834 nt
Organism: Lathyrus oleraceus (garden pea)
Lineage: Eukaryota; Viridiplantae; Streptophyta; Magnoliopsida; Fabales; Fabaceae
Product: U11/U12 small nuclear ribonucleoprotein 31 kDa protein
Exons: 1
Coding region: 1-834 (277 amino acids)
Biological process (GO): mRNA splicing, via spliceosome
Cellular component (GO): U12-type spliceosomal complex
Molecular function (GO): RNA binding; zinc ion binding
Source: RefSeq, a predicted model, not a curated record
AUGUCAAGCAAGAAGAAACACAAACGAAAACACAGCGACAACGAUGAAGACGACGACGUUUUCUACUACCGCUACUGCGCUUCGUCCUCAACCCCCAACACCACCACCGGCACCACAUCCAGUAACCAACCCCAAUCAAAACCGAACAACAAAGGAUCAUCAAUAGGAGGAACAGGUGAACCCUUAGCACCAUCAAAAUCGACGUUAUACGUUUCUAAUCUAGAUUACUCCCUAACAAACUCCGAUCUCCAUACGCUCUUCUCUACUUUCGGCCGCAUCGCGCGUGUAACCGUUCUCAAAGACCGUCAAACGCGCCUAAGUCGCGGUGUCGCGUUUGUCCAAUUCGUUUCUCGUAAUGACGCCCAAUGCGCCGUGGCGGAGAUGAAUAAGAAGAUUCUCAAUGGAAGGACUCUAACUUCUUCUAUUGCUGCUGAUAAUGGACGUGCUCCGGAGUUUAUUCGAAAGCGCGUGUACAAUACUGAGACUGCUUUGUGUUAUGAGUGUGGGGGGCAUGGUCAUUUGUCGUAUGAGUGUCCUAAGAAUCAGUUGGGGCCGAGGCCGCGACCUCAGCCUAAGAAGCCGCGACGGGGAUUUAGUGGGCUGAGGGAUAGGGAUGGGGAGGAGGAAGGUGAUGAGGAGGAGGAGGAGCGUGGUCAGAUUGCUGCGGAGCAGUUAGACGAUAAUUGGGCUUCUGUUGUGGAUGAUGAAGCGGGUGAAAGGUUGCUGGGGAGAAACAGAAAUGAUGAUGAGGGUUUGGACAACAACAAGACGAAGAAGAAAGGGAAGAAACCUGGGUAUUUCAAUGAUGAGAGUGAUCAUGAUGAUGAUGAUUGA